AUGCCUCUCCUUCUCCCUCCAUCCCCAAGCAUCUCGAGCAACAAACUCAAACUCUCAACCCUGACCUUCGUAACCUCCAAUGCCGACAAGAUUCGCGAAGUCACCUCAAUCUGCAAGGACUAUGGCAUUACAGUCAAUGUUAGAAGUAUUGAUCUGCCGGAAUUGCAAGGGUCAAUUGAAGAGGUGGCCAGGGAGAAAUGUCGUCAGGCUGCUUUAGCGGUCAACGGUCCUGUUUUGAUAGAAGAUAGUGCGGUCAUAUUCCAUGCUCUGAAUGGAUUGCCGGGUCCUUAUAUAAAGUGGUUCUACCAUUCCUUAGGCCUUUCAGGUCUCAAUCGUAUCUUGGCUGGCCACGAGGACAAAUCUGCCGCUGCCGUGUGCACGUUCGCUUUCUCCUGGGGUCCUCGUCCAGCUCAAGAGGAUAGCCAUAAUGGCAGCGACAGCGACAGCGGCAAUGAUGCCAGUAGUAGCAGCAGUGAACCGGAGGUAUUCCUCUUCCAAGGACGGAAUGAAGGGCAAAUCGUUCCUGCACGAGGAGAAUUUGGAUUCGCAUAUGAUUUCAUUUUUGAAUAUGAAGGAAAGACAUAUUCAGAGCUCCGGCCUGAGAUCAAGAAUCAAGUUUCGGAUCGAUCCAAGGCGUUGACCAAGUUUAUUGAUUGGUUGGCUAGUUGA
Messenger RNA from Talaromyces marneffei, 669 nucleotides. RefSeq lists its product as uncharacterized. The transcript is spliced from 5 exons. The record is from RefSeq and is a predicted model, not a curated record. NCBI's taxonomy places the organism in Eukaryota, Fungi, Ascomycota, Eurotiomycetes, Eurotiales, Trichocomaceae. Gene Ontology annotation, cellular component: cytoplasm. Gene Ontology annotation, biological process: nucleoside triphosphate catabolic process. Bases 1 to 669 code for a protein of 222 amino acids. Gene Ontology annotation, molecular function: nucleoside triphosphate diphosphatase activity.